AUGGCUUCACCGAUGCCGGAAGCAAAGCCUAGCGGUGCUACAUCAAUCGCCAAGUCUUCAGCGUAUGUUGGUGGAGGAGCGGGAGCGCUUGGAGCAGCUUUUGCUGCCGCUCAUGCUACACUAAAAGGUCGCAACGCUGCUCUAUGGGGUGCAGCUGCAGGCUUUCAAUGUUUCGUCCUUGGCUCGACCUUUUGGUUUUCUAGGGAUGUACUUCGUAACAACGUGGAUCAAGGACAGGGUCUGUCGUAUAGAGAUGAUCUCUUGUACAGCGGAUUUGCAGGAUCAUUGGCAGGCAUGGCAGGAGGCGCUAUGCGAAGCCGUGGUAACAUCAUUCCUGGUGCAAUUGUUUUCGGGUUGGUCGGAUUAGGCGGUCAAGCCGGUCUCUCUGCGUUGGCAGGACGUAUCGAUGCACCAGACCGAGAGCGUCGACCUAUACUAGAUCGACUGUCUGAUUCUAAGUGGUGGCCCUUAAAAUCGGUAUCUGAUGAGGAUUAUGAGCGGGAGUUGACUGAGAAGAUUGUGGGACUUGAGGCAGAGCUUGAAGUCAUCGAUGAAAAGAUUGCGCUGCUGAGACGGGAGUCUACCGGAAUAACGGACAAGACCUGA
This is a messenger RNA of Lithohypha guttulata, 606 nucleotides long. RefSeq lists its product as uncharacterized. The record is from RefSeq and is a predicted model, not a curated record. The transcript has a single exon. Lineage: Eukaryota; Fungi; Ascomycota; Eurotiomycetes; Chaetothyriales; Trichomeriaceae. The coding region runs from base 1 to 606 and encodes 201 amino acids.